Messenger RNA from Eriocheir sinensis (Chinese mitten crab), 2781 nucleotides. RefSeq names its product low density lipoprotein receptor adapter protein 1-B-like. NCBI's taxonomy places the organism in Eukaryota, Metazoa, Arthropoda, Malacostraca, Decapoda, Varunidae. The record is from RefSeq and is a predicted model, not a curated record. The coding region runs from base 64 to 834 and encodes 256 amino acids. The transcript is spliced from 7 exons.
CCCGCCCCGCCGUGGUCUGACUCUCUCUCGCGGCUCGCCUCUCCUCUCCUCUCGUUGCUCAGUAUGGUGUUGGUUACGCAGGAGAGUAGGUCGUCGCCGCCGCCCGUCUACCCCCAACCAGUCAUGCGGCAGCUCCCCCACGACGCCCCCGGCCCACAGUUGCCGCCCAGGAUGAACCUCAACAAGGCACCGGCGCCGCCCCCGGGUGACGAGAUUACCAAGGAGAUCAGAAAACUUAACCUCGACGACAAGCCGGCCAACAACACGGACGGCAAGCAGCAACAACAGCAGCCCCCAGCGUCGUUACCUCUGCCACAGGAGUUCAUCGUCAAGUACCUAGGCCAUCGGGACACCGGGGGGCUCUGGGGCAUCAAGCACACGAGAGAGCCCGUGAACGACAUGGUGGCCCGCGCGAAGGCGAUGAAGGCGGGGGAGACGCUGCCCUUCCUUAAGAUGACUGUGAGUGAGAAAGGCGUCAACAUCGCCGAGAUGCCACAGAACGCCAACAAGAAUUUCGAGGGUGGCUUCUACAACAUCGACGUCAUCAGCUACGGCGUGCAGGACCUGGUGUACACGCGGGUCUUCGCCAUGAUCGUGGUUCGGGAGGAGGCGAGUCUGCAGUCCCAGCACCACCCCUUCCAGUGCCACGCCUUCGUCUGCGACUCCCGCAAUAACGCACGCAAGCUCACCUUCGCCCUCGCCCAGGCCUUCCAGCAGUUCUCCAAAGAGGUGAAGGGCAACAAGGCCAACAAGAAACCCAAGAAGUUCGCCAUCGAUCUCCGCUCACCUGAAGAGAUUGAGGUCGAUCUAAAAGAAGCAGACUCCGAGGCCUAGAGAGCGUGGGAACGAGAGGAGAAGACGAAGAGAAGGGAGAUGAGUGAGUGAGUGAAGGGAGAACGAGGGGAUAAAUAAGAAAAAAGUAAAGAAAGAAAAAAAUACAUGAAGGAAAGAAAAAGAAUGACAAGAAAGUGAGAAAUGUGGAAUAGAUUGAAAUUUGUGGACGUGAUAUAUAUUCGAGAACAAGAACAAAAGUGAGAAAAUUAAAUAAGAGAAAAGACAAGGAAAAAAAUGUAUUAAAGAAAGAUAUAAGGAUGUGCAGAGUGAAGAAAUAAAGAGGCAAUCGAGAGAAAUAAAAUAAACUUGAACAAGAGUGAUAAAAAAAUACACAGAAAAACAGACAGAGAAAAUAAAAAGAUAAAGUGUUGUACGUGUGUAAAGAGAAAAAAAGAAAAAAAAAAAGGGAUGGAAGAGAAAAGCAAAAUCCCGACUCAUACUUAGUGAAAAAAAAAAAAGAAGAAACAAAAAACAGGACUCACAGAAAAUAUGAAAAAAAGAAAAAUCCUUGAGUGAAACUGGAAAAAAAAACUGGAAAUACAAAAAAGAAAAAAAGAAAAAUUAAAUGCCAGAUCAGACCAAACCAAUGACAACAACAACAACACGCCUCGACCUUGGAGACAAACAACAACAACAACAACAACAACGACGACAACAACAAAGACGCGGAUGCAAGAAUCAAUAGAAGCCUCUUAAUCAGCUGACUCGAGGAACAAACAAACAAACAAACAAAAGUGAAGGUGAGAUUUUGGUAUAUACAAGAUCAGGAAUAUUCGCAGCCUGCCCCUCACGCCAGCCCCAGCCUCAGUCGAUGCCUCAGCCCUCGCCCCCUUACCCUCCGCGCCUGCACAGAAUAGACUCUCAGCAUCCAUCACCACCGCUCUCUCUCUCUCUCUCUCUCUCUCUCUCUCUCUCUCUCUCUCCAACGGCCUGGAAAAAUAGAUUCCGGACAAGACAGCUUCAUGUAAAUAGUUUCCUGUGUGUGUGUGUGUGUGUGUGUGUGUGUGUGUGUGUGUGUGUGUGUGUGUGUGUGUUUUACGGAACUGCGUGUUGAGCCAUUCCACCUGUGAUUAUACAUAGAUAUAUAAUGAUAGAGGAAAUGUAUAUGUAGAUAAACAUUAAUGAUAAAAAAUAAAUAAUAACAAUAUCUAUAGUAAUAACACUAAUAAACAUUAUACGUAGUUUAGCUAAUAUUCUGCGUUUUAAAGUGUUCCUAUUGCUGGAUGCUUGUGUAUAAAUGCCGAUGCAAUAAUAAUAAUAAUAAUAAUAAUAAUAAUAAUAAUGGAAAAGUGUAUUAACUACUUGUGUUCAGGCUAUAUUGUCCAGAAAUUGCUACAAAAUCAGUCAGUUAAUCAGUGUUGUUUUCUCACUUCAGUUAAACAAUAAACAAAAUAACAAUUAAAUAAGAAAAUACAGAAAAUGACAGUGAAGAACAGUUGCAUACCCUUUGAUAAUUACUUUAAAACAUUGAUCAAAAGUCAGUUAUUAAUCACUAGUAGCUCUGUGCUCCAUCAGUGAACUCAAAUUUUGGUUGUAUUAGACAAACUAGACUACUACUACUACUAUUACUACUACUACUAUUACUACUACUAACAGUGAUUCUGGGGUGAGGGAAGUGAGAGGAAGAAGGGGGGGAGGGGUAGAAAGGGAGUUAUACCGCAUCGUAAUCCGUGUACUUUAAUAUAUUGUGUACUUGAACCAGUGUCGUGUGUGUGUGUGUGUGUGUGUGUCGACCAGCUUCAUCUAUUAUGUAAAGAGAAGCUCACCCUCCUUGGUUCAGCCCAAAGUCAUGCUAAAAAUCCUGCCCCCUCUCUCAUCCAAGGCCCCUCUUUCAGCCUUCUCACCCCUCUUUGUCGUGUCCCUCGCCCCAAGACCAACAUGCAUUAACUAUGAGCUAACUAUGUAUAUACGUGUAAAUAUCGUUAUCCAAUAAACUGAGACUCAUGA